AUGUCUUCAUCUUCUAUACUAAGUCUAGAGGGCGUAUGGACCUACAUCUCACUCAGUAGCGCACUUCUUGUCCUUGCAUUAUGGCUCGGACACCGAGUGGUCCUCGCACUUUACAAUAUCUCUCCACUCCAUCCCCUAUACAGUAUACCUGGACCAAAGCUGGCCGCGGCUUCGUAUCUUUAUGAAGCAUGGUAUGACUUAAUCAAGGUUGGAAGAUAUUCCUGGGAGAUCAAAGCUAUGCAUGAGAAAUACGGAUCAAUUGUACGGAUAAACCCGGAUGAGCUUCACUGUGAUGACUACAGCUUUGUCGAAGAGAUAUACCCGUCCGUUGGAAACCGUAUACGCGACAAGCAGCCGCAUUUUCUUGCAGCAUUCGCUGGGCCACUUACCGAAUCUUCAUUUGCAACCCGAUACCAUGAACUCCAUCGUAUCCGAAGAAGCGCUAUCAGCAAAUUCUUCUCUCGGCAGGGGAUGCUCAUGUAUGAGCCAGAGGUUCACGAGCUGGCGCAAAAGAUGUGCAAUAAACUUCUGAGAUUGACGGAAUCCGGCCAAGUUAUGAACAUUGCGGAUCCGUUUAAUUGCUUCACGGCCGAUACUAUUUCUCAGUAUUGCUUUGGAGAGUCAUUUGGAUUUCUCGAUAGACCUGAUUUUGAACGCAGUUUCAAGAAGGCAUCCCAAACUAUUGUCAAUACUAGCCAUGUCUUUCGUCAUAUUCCAAUCCUACGGCACUUGAUCGGCCUAAUGCCUACAAUUGGCCCUUACCUGGGAUCUGAUAUUGCCUUCAUGGUCGAGUCCAUGACCGAGACGAUCCCUAACCACAUCAUCCGAGCGCAGCAACAAAAGUCUGUCAGUAGCCCGCGCAUCUUUACCGAGAUUAUGAAUUCUCCAAUACCUGAAGAGGAAAAGACUAUUUAUCGCCUUUCUGGUGAGGGCUGGUCCUUGGUUACGGCCGGCUCUGAGACCACUGCUUCUACUCUAUGCGCCAUCACAUACUUCCUCUUAUCUCAGCCCGAGAAGCUCGCGCGUCUUAGGGAGGAGCUCAAAGAUGAAGAUCCUCACAAGCUAAGCUGGGUUCAGUUGGAGAAGUAUCCAUACCUGCAUGGAGUCGUAUUUGAAGCAUUGCGCGUUGCCUUUGGCAUUCCUGUUCGUACUACGCGCAUUGCCCGUGAGGAAGAUCUCGUAUACAACAACCGCGGAUUCAGCUAUGUCAUCCCCCGAGGGAGUACGAUUGGGAUGAGCGCUUUCAUCAACCAUAACAAUGAGGAAAUCUUCGCUGAUCCGGAUAAAUACGAACCAGAGAGAUGGAUUACUGCGCAGGGAAAGCCUGACUAUGGGAUGGAGAAGUAUAUCAUGUCCUUUUCCAAGGGAUCACGCCAAUGUAUUGGAAUGAACCUUGCAUUCUGUGAGAUAUACCUAGCCACUGCGGCCAUGGCCCUUCGAGUUCUACCACAUCUGAAGCUUCAUGACACAAUUUAUGAGGAUAUCAAGUAUCAUCACGACGCUAUGAUUUCACAGCCUAAGAAAGGAGCUCGUGGGGUCAGGGUUAAAGCCAUAGAUGCGCAUACGCGUUGA
Messenger RNA from Clonostachys rhizophaga, 1572 nucleotides. Lineage: Eukaryota; Fungi; Ascomycota; Sordariomycetes; Hypocreales; Bionectriaceae. The record is from the annotation of a GenBank genome assembly.